AUGUCCUUCCGACACAUCGUCGAUGAUCUGCGCGCAGAUUACUACAAAGCCCAGUACAUGAAAGAGAAGAAUGCGACAGGUCCUAUCAAGGGUGUUCGUGUGAGCUGUGGAGGUGAUUUGCUUAUCAGCGAUCGUCCCCAGUUCGAGCAAGUCAACUUGAACAGCAGUUUCUUCGACUUGGACCGGACUAUCAAUCUUCCCGUAGGCGACAAGAUCGGCAUUCCACUCGAGGCAAGAGUGAUUCCAGAGGCUUUACCGUGGCGGAACCGCCAUCAUCUUGGCGAUUGGGCGAAACGCUAUGCACAGAAUGAAUUCGCACAGAGGCUCAACCCAGCGCAGUGGUGGCCGCUUACAGGCUCAAUCGUGAUCGCUCAGAAGGAUAAGAAGCCAUUGCAUUGCGCACACGUGGACGCACUAUCUGAGUAUUGUGCACGCGAGGGCUACAGCAUAGCGCAAUUGCGCAACCUACCCGCAGGACCACAUUCCCAUCUGCCCGACGAUGCACUUGUCCCAAUCGAGUAUUUGCGAUCGCUAAUGAACCAAAAUUACCAGGCGAGUUCACAGCAAUUUCUGUCUCGUGCUUCGGAGCAGGGCUUUAAAGACUUCAACCUCGACUUAUGCGAAACGGUGGUAUAG
Messenger RNA from Alternaria arbusti, 636 nucleotides. RefSeq lists its product as uncharacterized. The transcript has a single exon. Lineage: Eukaryota; Fungi; Ascomycota; Dothideomycetes; Pleosporales; Pleosporaceae. Bases 1 to 636 code for a protein of 211 amino acids. The record is from RefSeq and is a predicted model, not a curated record.